AUCCUGUUGAUACUCAUUGUUUUAUUCCCGCGAAAAAGUUAGUAGUAGUGAAAAUACAAAGGUUAUCUUUUAUUAACUAUACAAUCAUUUCAUUAUUUAUUAAUUUAAAAAUUUAUUGAGUUCCAUUUGUAACUCACUAUUAGUAAUAAUGACCAAAUAAUGUCUGUUACUACUACGAAGAGGUCUAAAAGCUAUAAUGAGAAGAUAAGUCCUCAACAAGUAGAAAGUAAACAUAAAACAGUUGUUAAUAAAUAUCGAAAAUUAGAUUUAGAAAAAGAAUUGAAUGUUUCAUCUUCAUCUGAUGAAGAAAGUCCAACAAUAUCUCGAAAACAAUUGAAAAAACGAUCAAGAAGUAAAAGUUGUAGUUCAGAAAGUACUGAUUCGGAAACAAUUUGUUCUCCUGAAAUAAAAGUCGGAUCUGCAGUGGUUUAUAUGUUGAGUAAAGGUGACAAAACGCCCAAAAUAAUAAAAAAAUCUAUAAAUAACCUAUUUGAAAAAUUGGACUGAAACAUGCAUCGAAAACGACAAACUCGGGCAGCAGACAUCAGUGAUGAUGAUGAAAUUUUUACUCCUAGUAAAGUUAUUUUAAAAAAAUUGUCUGAUAUCAAAAAAAGUCCUUCAAAAGAAAGAAAGUUACAUAGUGAAUUUAGUGAUAAUAAUGUAAACAACAAAAAUUGUGAUAAUUUAAAAUUUUUACUUCGACGUUCAACCGAGAAUAGCAAUUUUAAAUAUAUUUCUUGUCAAUCAUCUUCUCCAUCCGGUACUGUUUUGUCCACACAUAGUGAAGAAAUAAAUACAUUAACUGCAGAAAAAUUGCAACAAUCUCUCAAGAUUACUGAAGAUGAAAAUGUUGAAACUCAGCAAGAGUCAAAUGAAUCUGAUGAUAGCGACAUCUCUGACAUUGACAAUAAUCCUGAUCUUAAAAUCAGCAAAAGAUCUGGAGCCGUUACGAAAAAAACAAUGCGAACUCCUACUAAGAAAAAUGCAAUUGAAGUCGAUCCACAAACACCUGUAACCCGUAAAAAAAUAGCUGAUAAUCCAGAAACACCUUUAACACGGCUGAGAUCUCGAAGAUGCAAUUUAUCGUCUCCAAAAUCAACACAAAAAUUAUUUAAUGAAGAGCCAUCAACUCCAAAACGUAAAUCAGUAGCUUCCAAGACUGCAACUUCUUUAAUCAAACUUAAGGCACUUACUCCAUCAAUAAAAAGAAGAACUACAAACGUAGCAAAGCCAAAAACAAUUUUGGAAGAAGCAAGAGCCCAAUUACAUGUCAGCGCAGUUCCCCAGUCACUACCAUGCAGAGAAACAGAGUUUAAUGACAUUUUCAUGUUCUUAGAGAAGAAAAUAGCUGACCAUAGCAGCGGUUGCAUGUAUAUAAGUGGUGUUCCUGGUACUGGGAAGACAGCAACGGUGAACGAAGUGAUUCGUUGCUUGAAAAAAUUAAAUUCAAAUGGCUCUUUACCGGAUUUUGAUUUUUACGAAAUAAAUGGAAUGAAAAUGUCAGAACCACGGCAAUCAUAUGUUCAGAUUCUUAAGCAAAUGACGGGCCAAUCUACGACGUGGGAAGCAGCUCUUAAGAUUCUUGAUAAAAGAUUUACAAAUAAACAGGCUAAGAAAUCCAUGACACUACUACUUAUCGACGAACUUGAUGUACUGUGUAAUAAACGCCAAGACGUGGUGUAUAAUCUUCUCAACUGGCCAUCACAACCAGCAGCUCAAUUAGUAGUUAUAACAAUUGCUAAUACCAUGGAUCUACCUGAAAGAGUGUUGAUGAGUCGUGUAACGUCACGUCUAGGAUUAACGCGGUUAACUUUUCAACCAUAUAAUUAUAAACAAUUGAAUGAGAUAGUUAUUGCGCGACUUAACGAAUCUAAUGCUUUUAAAAGUGAAGCUGUUCAGCUAGUUGCAAGAAAAGUAGCUGCUGUGUCAGGUGAUGCACGAAGAGCACUAGAUAUAUGUCGUCGAGCUACAGAAAUUGCUGAAUUAUAUGAAUCAAAAAUAGUUACUAUACAACAUGUUAAUGAAGCUCUAACGGAGAUGAUUGCGAGUGUCAAAGUUCGUGCCAUUAAAUGUUGUUCAGAAAUGGAAAAAGUCUUCCUACAGGCAGUGUGUGCAGAAAUUAAACGAACAGGAGUUGAAGAAACUAUUUUUAAAAAUGUCUACAAGCAAAUAGAGGCUCUUUGUUCUUUUGAAGGUGUAUUUGUACCAAAUGCAACUCAAGCAUUAGAUAUUUGUAAUCGCCUCUGCACCCAUAGAUUCAUUCUCGUUGAUGAUCCACGGAAUGAUAUUCUACAGAGAAUAUUCCUUAAUGUUUCCAUGGAUGAUAUCCAUUUUGCCUUACAAGAUAUUAAAAUAUAGAAAACGCUUAAAAACGAGCCAUUUUACCU
This is a messenger RNA of Chelonus insularis, 2387 nucleotides long. It is a transcript of the gene Orc1, whose product is annotated as origin recognition complex subunit 1. Gene Ontology annotation, molecular function: DNA replication origin binding; ATP binding; ATP hydrolysis activity. The coding region runs from base 511 to 2358 and encodes 615 amino acids. The record is from RefSeq and is a predicted model, not a curated record. The transcript has 3 exons. Gene Ontology annotation, biological process: mitotic DNA replication checkpoint signaling; DNA replication initiation. Gene Ontology annotation, cellular component: nuclear origin of replication recognition complex. Lineage: Eukaryota; Metazoa; Arthropoda; Insecta; Hymenoptera; Braconidae.